CGUACGUGUUUCGCCAUAACCAUGCUCCCUAUCGUCGCCUUGGGCAUCGUCCUGGCCGCCCAUAAUGUGCGGGUGGCCGGCGUGGGCGUGGUAGGCCUAUCGUCCGACUCCCUCCCCCCCCUCGGCUUCGUGCACCGGGCAAUGAUGGAUCAGCGGGGCGCCUACUUCCUGCUGUGGACGCCCGAGGAAGAGCGCAUCGUGAUCGAAGUGCAGGUGGCGACGAAGGGCUACGUAGGCCUAGGCUUCUCGCCCACAGGUGGAAUGAAGGGCGCCGAUGUGGUGCUGGGCUGGGUGGAUGACAAGGGCUUCCUCCACUUCCAGCUCCACGACGCGAACACCAAAAUACAGAACGACUUCGCCACGAAAGCAAAUCAAGCCCUAAGCUCAGUCCAUGCAAGCCACCUGCAACACCGCCAGUGCAGGAGCGGCGGCACGUGGCAGGCGCAGCGGCAGCGGGACAG
Messenger RNA from Penaeus indicus, 461 nucleotides. Its product is annotated as DBH-like monooxygenase protein 1. The transcript has 3 exons. NCBI's taxonomy places the organism in Eukaryota, Metazoa, Arthropoda, Malacostraca, Decapoda, Penaeidae. Gene Ontology annotation, molecular function: dopamine beta-monooxygenase activity; copper ion binding. The annotation marks the transcript as partial. The record is from RefSeq and is a predicted model, not a curated record. Gene Ontology annotation, biological process: dopamine catabolic process; octopamine biosynthetic process; norepinephrine biosynthetic process. Gene Ontology annotation, cellular component: secretory granule membrane.